Pseudogymnoascus verrucosus is the source of this 5235-nucleotide messenger RNA. RefSeq lists its product as uncharacterized. Bases 117 to 4997 code for a protein of 1626 amino acids. Gene Ontology annotation, molecular function: protein binding. The transcript is spliced from 4 exons. Lineage: Eukaryota; Fungi; Ascomycota; Leotiomycetes; Thelebolales; Thelebolaceae. The record is from RefSeq and is a predicted model, not a curated record.
ACUUUCUUCUUCUUAUAGGACCGCCUCCGAUAUAUUUAACGCAAAAUGAGCUCCACUUACUUCCUAGCUUAAGAUAGAGUUAUACUCUAUUCCAUCUCUAGUAGACCAGGGGCAAGAUGAAGGCUCAACUAGAAACGAACGCACCAACGGGGGGGAGCCCGCCCAACGGGAUUAAGGAAAUGUCGGAAAUGUCGGAAAUGUGGAUCGCGGCAGAAAAGGCGUUUGAGACCAUAUGCCACCAGUCGCUGCAGAGAGGCGACGUGAAGGGGUUUGAUGAUGUGCAGAGGAUGAUUGAGGAAGCUACUACACCAUCAUACAGCAUCGAUGCAGAGCAAAAGGAUAAGUGGGAGAAGGCGAAGAGCGUGGGACUCGAGUCACUCAAGUACCUGAAGAUGCUUGUCGGGGCUGCUUCCCUUGCUGCUUCGACUAUCCCUAUCCCUGAAUCGGUAGCUAACAUCACUAGCCACGCGCUCUACUUCGUGUUUAACAUUCCCGAGGCCAUCAAAGGGUACAACGACGCCAUCGGGCAGGUCUUUGGUGAAGUGUCUUCAGCACUCUCCCAGUUCCAUAUCUACACGUCAAUAGAAAAUGUCGACCCUAGGCCUGUCAAGAAGAUCCAUCUCGUUAUGAUCAGCUUCGUUAAGCUCUGCGCCCACGUUGUCAAGUACCGCCAGGGUAGUAGGCGGAACCGCCUCCUGCAGCAAGUUAAGUCUAUCUUUGAUGACGACUCAGGCCUACGCGACGAGAUGGCUGUGUUUAAGCAGGCGCAAAAGCAGCAGCGCAUUGUUGAGGGGACCGUUACUCUCGCUGUGGUGGUUGAGUCGCAUCGCAAUAUUUCGAGGGUCCUCGAGGAUCUCAUUGUCUUCAGGAAGGUGAAUGAGGAGAUGCACCAGGUGGCGCAGGAGACGCAGAAAGGCGUACAAUCCCUCAAUGCCGAUGCCAUUCGCAUCAAGACGCUCAUUAAGAUUCGCGACACACUCGGCGUGCCGGAAAAGGUGCGCCUCGACUCUAACACCACGCAGACGUGCACCAACAUCUCCAACAAGUGGGUUAAGGACACAGGGUCCUGGAUCUGGGAGCACCCUGCCUACACUGCUUGGACAACACCUAACAAGGACAAGGAUAUCUCUUCGCACAUUCUCCUUCUGUCGGGGGCCCAGUCCUCAGGCAAGACCACAGCUAGCGCUCUCAUCACGAAGCGCCUCGAGGAGCAAAAGGGACGCAUAUACGUAGCGCACUACUUCUUUCCUGCUAGCAUUAAGAAGUCAGAUGAUGAUAAUAGUCCUGUGCAGUCGGCUCUGAAGUAUAUGGCGUUCCAGAUAUCACGCGUCGACGUCACUGUUCAAAAAGAGCUUGGGAAAGCGUGCGAAGCUGGGCCUGGCGCGUUCCGCCGCUCGGCAAGUCUUGAGAGUCUAGACACGCUGUGGGAGGAGCUGAAGAUUGGGUCGCUCGGGUCAGGCGCCGUGUACUAUCUCGUGUUCGACGGGCUUGAGAACCUGCGCGACGAGCAAGCUAAGGAGCUGCUAACGUUUGUCUUUGGCCCUAAGAUAGCUGGGGAUUCGUCUAGGCGGGUACGCGUGCUUCUGAGCGGGACAAAUGAACUGUUCGACACUAAGACGAACGUUGUCGAGAGCAGAAGUCCACUGCGAAUUAAUAUGGAGGAGCAUAACGGGUCGGAUAUGCGCAUCAUGAUCGAAAAUGCGCUUGCCAAAGAGGGCGUGCUUCAGCACACGAAGCCCGACUCGGACCAGCAAAGGGCGCGGGACAAGAUCAUCGAGAAGCUGCCGCAGAACGUCAGCGGAAGCUAUUCUCUGCUACAGUUUGGGCUGAACGACGUGAUCCGCCUGCUAAGCACACGGACUGCGGUCGAAGACCUAGACCACAUGCUAGACCACUCGAUGAGUAGCCAUGAAGCGGCCAUCAAGAAACUUCAGCGGUCUCUAACGCUGGACGAGAUCCGCGAGCUGAACGAGCUACUAAAGUGGGUGCUUUUUAGCAACGAGACCUUGACGUUGGACAAUCUCGAGGCUGCUAUGUUCUUAUCCUCUGACACAGAGUCCCUAGCGUCCCUGCAAUAUAUUAUUACGAACAAGUACUCAGCUAUUCUAAAGCUCGAGGAUGACUUCGUAUAUGGCCAAGACGGCGUCCAGGCCUAUCUUCAUAAGGAAAAGGAUACCUCUAGCAAGUUCAAGGACAGCGCUACCAUUAGCAUGACCAUUACCAUUAACAACGUGGACCAGGAACUCUGCGGGCAUUUUCUAUGGGACCUUGCGCACAAGGCGAUUAGGGAGAAGUUCAAUUUUAAUUUCGAUGCCGCCUCGGCUCUGCAUAGUAGCAGCCAAGCGGUCAUCGCGGUAGACGAGUUCGAGGCAAACCACACCAUUGUCAAGCUCGCGUUCAAGUACCUAGAAAAGGGGUAUAGGAAACAGACUAAGGAUAUCGGAAGGUACCUCGUUUGCUGGCUGCCGUACCACCUAAAUCAGCUGCGCUGUCUCGAGGACAAGGACAUGGGGACGCUAACACCGAAUGAGAAGUUAGAUAUAGGUCGGGACCUGUAUAAGCUGUUCAAGGACGAUCAGGUUAUUCGGCGCCACAGGGCCAAUUUCGAACCAGUGUGGUGGGAGGUGGAGGAGAUGGAGGACGUGCAGAAGUGGUUGACAGACUCAGCUGUUGUCAGAAGGCUAGACAAGACGUGGCUAGAUGAGGUGCAUACUGCUACUAGGCCGACAAGGGGCUUUUUGAAGGAGCUCGUGAAAGUUGUCGUCGAGGGGUUCUUGAGGGAGAGAGAAUGGGAGGUUGCGAGCGCUUAUUAUUGGAUCGAAAGGUUCAUAGAUCUAGACCAUAAGAGGAACCAGGAAACACCAACACCCCCUAUAUCGGACGCCGCUAGCUCGCCUGGCUCCGCCACUAACUAUAUCAACUGGGACAGCAUAAGCAUCUGGUGUCAGAGCUUCCUAGGGCUUCAGGACACUGAGCUUAACUCACUCUGGUACGAGCGUCUCGCCGAGGCCGCAGCAACACAGCAGAGCAAGGCCGACACCGUUCUGUUACUCUACCAGCGCGCUAUCGAAAAGGAAAACCCCAGCUGGCUGUGCCACCGCGGCUUGGGAAUGACGCACUUCGGUCAGAACCAGACACAGAAGGCCAUCAAGCACAUGGAGUUAGCGCUAAAAGAGGCAGAGGAAGAGAGUGCUACACCUAAGCCGGCAGCGAAGGAUGUCGACGAGUUGCAUUUGCUCUUAGGGCAGUAUAACUACGAGGCGGGCAAUGCGGAGAUUGCGACAACGCACUAUUCGGUUGUGGGCGAGAGUGAGGACCUAGCGCAGGCGAAGAAGGGACAGCUAGGCUAUCUAAAGGCCGUAUUAAAGUUCCAGGAUGCGGAAGGAAUGCGGGAGUUGCUAAAGACUACACUAGCCACGGAAGAUGGAAAAGGGAGGAUGGUUAGCAUUCUGAAAAUGAUUGCUCGAGACGCCGACCAUGAUUUUCUCAUCUCAAAAAUGUUCACUGUAGCGAAGGGGCAUCUAGACCUCCUUAAAGGAAUUGUCUGUACCAUGGAGACAGCGACGGCGAUUCCAGCGUCGAAGGGGGACCGCAUCGGCGAGAUGGCCCAGUACGACCGCUUCGAUGAGGACGAGGCCCGCGGGGUGCUCCUCUGCGACCAAGGCUUCGCGGCGUACACGUACGGGGAAUCACUCAGCGGCAUUAAGGCCGUCGGCGACGCGCUGCAGUUGUGGAGAUUGAGCCGCAACCUGCUCUCUCAACUAGGUGGGCGCAACGCUUUUAUCGCGGAGAAACACGCUACCAGAGCGCUGGCGCAACACUAUUUUCAGAGCAUGGUAGAGGGGAAGCAUCUGGGUCACAUCGACGCGCUGACCGAGCUGGCUGAGGCCAAAUCUGGCAACUUCAGUAACGCGGUCGGGUUCCUAGGGGCGCUGUAUGCGCUGCGUGACGAGAAGGCGCAGGCUAGAGAGGUGUUCAUGCAGCGGAUCAGAGUAGCAUUACAGAUCCUCUCGGACGAUAUACCCGAGAACGAUGGAGACGGGUUCUGGGUUAUAUUCAAUACGCUGAAUCAGUACCAGGAUUUUAAGAAUGCGGCUGUUGCCCUGUCUAUACUCGGCCAGCCAGAUCUCGUGACUGAAGCACUGUACUUCGAAGCCGAAGACAUUGUUAGAGACGACGGCAUGAAUAGGGAACGGGUGUUAGAAUUAGUUACUAAUAUGGCUAAGGAAACAAUCCAAGCUGCCAAGAUCCAGUUCCCAGACGUUUCGCAACAGCUUCAACGCAUUAACGCCGCUAGAGAGUACGUCGACAAUCUCGCAGCUGUCGCAGAGACUGGAUCCACACCCGAUGCUGACGGCGGCCACGGCGAGGAGCUCCAAAACGAACAAGGCGAACAGACAGGCCAAGACGGCGAGACCACAUUAGCGCACAGCCUCCUUUAUAACAAGCUAUUCAAUCUGCAGCAGGAGUACACACUAAAGGUCGACCCUAACUCGUUCCCCGUGACUUUGACUUGUGACGGCCGCACCCCAGAUGGCAAGCACUGCGAUAUAGUGGUUGACUUUAAACAUGAGUAUUACCACUGCAUGUACUGCACGAACCUAGGCUUUUGCCGGGAAUGUCUCAAACGCGUGCGAUCUCCUGACUCCGGCGCGGACAUUAUGGUGUGCAGCGCAAAGCACCAGUGGUUGAUCAUCCCGCCGCAGGGAACGGACAUGUAUGUUGGGCUAAGGGCGAAGAGUGUGCGGGUGCCGAAGGAGGUGCGGGCCGUGGAGGAUGACGAGAGAGUAUGGGAGAUUUGUUAUGGCGAGGAUGGCGAUGGCGAGGAUAUCACUGUAGAGGCGUGGAAGGAGGCAUUAGCUGCAGACUGGGGUAUAUCGCUUCAGGAGAUUAGGGAGGAGACGUCUAGGCAGGCUACGCCUGACGAAGGCGAGGAGGAAAGCAAGCAGGAAGACAAACAGGAAGACAAACAGGAAGACAAACAGGAAGAUGAAUAGGAAGAUGCAUAGGAAGAUGAGUAGGAAGAUGAGUAGGAAGGAGGUGAGAUUCUUAAGCAGGUUACACCCUUCAGAGGCGAGCUGGUCUGAAGAGAAGGAGCACGAGAAAUAAAUAUUAAGAAGAGAGCAACAUUUCCCCAAAAAUCUUUAUAUAGCUUAUCAACGACGAUGACGAGAUUCAUAAGUAAUCCAAGUUAGGAUAGAGGCCUAAAUUCGCAAGUGCUUUAGUUGAUCACGG